Messenger RNA from Gossypium arboreum, 6141 nucleotides. RefSeq lists its product as uncharacterized. The record is from RefSeq and is a predicted model, not a curated record. Lineage: Eukaryota; Viridiplantae; Streptophyta; Magnoliopsida; Malvales; Malvaceae. Gene Ontology annotation, molecular function: RNA-DNA hybrid ribonuclease activity; nucleic acid binding. Gene Ontology annotation, biological process: DNA integration.
AUGGCAGAAAUGGAGAAAGGAAAAAUAGAUAUGGCAAAACAACUCGAUAAUCGGUGCAAAUGGCCUGAGGAAAAAUUCAAAGCAAUGGAAGCUACUGAUUAUUGUGGCGGGAUCGACGCCAAGGACUUAAGCUUGGUCCCAGAUCUGGUGCUCCCACCAAAAUUUAAAACCCCGGAGUUCGAAAAGUAUAACGGGACGAGCUGCCCUGAAGCUCAUAUUACGAUGUUCUGUCGAAGGAUGACAGGGUAUGUUAACAAUGAUCAGCUGUUGAUCCACUGUUUCCAGGACAGUUUGAUCGGAUCUGCGGCCAAGUGGUAUAACCAGCUCAGCCGUGCCCAAAUUGGUUCAUGGAAGGACUUGGCUCAAGCUUUCAUAAAACAAUACGGUCACGUGACGGACAUAGCACCUGACAGAAUCACCCUACAAAACAUGGAAAAGAAGCCGAGUGAAACCUUCAGACAAUAUGCACAACGGUGGAGGGAAAUAGCGAUGCAAGUCCAGCCACCCCUCUUGGAGAAGGAAACGACCAUGCUAUUUAUUAACACUCUAAAGGCCCCAUUCAUUAACCACAUGUUAGGAAGUGCUACUAAAAGCUUCUCGGACAUAGUAAUGUCCGGGGAGAUGAUAGAAAACGCGGUAAGAUGUGGGAAGAUUGAAGCAGGGGAAAAUGCCAAGAGAACGGCUCCAAGAAGGAAAGAAAACGAGGUGAACAAUGCGAGCGCAUAUUAUAAGGGUUAUUCCAAGCCGGUCACAGUAAACCAGCUGAGAGCAGUGACUACUAGCCAUCAGGGCUCCGCAAGUCAAGAUUCUAAUCCAAGGCCUAACACCGAAAGAGUCCAGUUCACGCCAAUCCCAAUGACGUAUAGGAAGCUUUACCAGAAUCUGUUCGAUGCGCAUGUAGUGUCUCCCUUUUACCUAAAACCCAUGCAACCUCCAUUCCCAAAGUGGUAUGAUGCAAACUCGCAAUACGAAUACCAUGCAGGAAUUGCGGGGCACACAAUUGAGAACUGCACGGCCCUCAAAAAAUUAGUCGAAAGGUUCAUAAAGAUGGGCAUUGUGAAGUUCGAUGAUCCCACAAAACCUAAUGUGGUGGGAAAUCCAUUACCCAGUCAUUCAGACAAUGGGGUUUGGAAGAAAAUGGUGGAAGAAGGUUUACUUAUACAAGGUUUAAAGGAGAAGCCUAAAGGAGGGAAAUACUAUUGUGAAUUCCACGACGAGGAAGGGCAUGAGAUCCAAAAGUGCAAUAAAUUCAGGGCUCUGGUACAGAGAUUGAUAGAAAAUAAAGAGAUCGAAUUCUUUGAGUACACCGAGGGCCCGAAGGGAGAAGAUGUGUGCACGUCAGAGCAAGGGCCAACCAACAAUGUCCGAGGGGUCAAUCACCCGGUCGUAAUUAUAUCCCGACCAAAAGUCAAUGAAGUCGGAGUACCAAUUGCGCCAAAGGUCAUAAUUCAAAAGCCCGUUGCUUUCCCUUAUAAGGAUAGCAAAAGGGUUCCUUGGAAUUACGACUGCAAUGUAACGAUCCCGGGAGGGGAGAAUCCAGUUGUCGCUUUGGAGAAAGGUCAAGACGAGGGUUUCUAUACACGCAGCGGAAGGCGUUAUACUCCGAACACAAAGGCAGAAUCAGCUAAAGGAAAAUUCGUGGUCAUUGAACAAGAAAAGGAAAAGACGACCAGACCUGAAUCACCCGUCAAUGAGCCUGUAACUGAAAAAGAGGCUAAAGAAUUCUUAAAAUUCUUAAAACACAGUGAGUACAGCGUUGUGGAGCAAUUGCACAAACAGCCAGCUCGUAUAUCCGUACUAGCCUUGCUCUUGAGUUCAGAUACUCACCGAAGUGCAUUAAUGAAGGUUUUAAAUGAAACAUAUGUUGCGGAUGACAUCUCUGUCAACAAACUCGAUCGUCUGGUCAAUAACAUCAGCGCGGAUAAUUUUAUUUUCUUUAAUGAUGAUGAAAUACCACCGGGAGGCAUGGGAUCUACAAAGGCCCUACACAUUACCACUCGCUACAAAGGAUACACAUUGCCGGGGGUAUUGAUUGAUAAUGGAUCGGCAUUGAAUGUCAUGCCCUUGUCCACGCUAAAUAGGCUGCCAGUUGAUAGCUCUCACAUGAAGACAUGUCAAAACGUCGUGAGAACAUUUGAUGGUACGGAAAGGAGAGUGAUGGGAAGAAUCGAGAUACCUCUCUUGAUUGGCCCAAAUACAUACGAGGUGGACUUCUUAGUAAUGGACAUCAAGCCCUCAUACAAUUGCCUGUUAGGGAGACCGUGGAUUUACUCGGCAGGGGCAGUACCGUCGUCCCUACACCAAAAGUUGAAGUUGGUAACUGAGGGUAGGUUGAUAACGAUAAACGCGGAGGAAGACAUCAUGCAUCUGUCACCGUGGCGCACCGCACGUGCGAUGCAUGCAGAUGAUGAGGCGAUAGAAUGUUCUUUUCGAUCACUAGAAUUUGUCAAUGCUACAUUCAUCGUCGAAGGAAACAAGAUCCCAGCACCUAGAAUAUCCAAAACCACAAGGAUGGGCCUACGAUUAACUGUUGGCAAAGGAGCUUUGCCAGGGAAAGGACUGGGAAGAUGCCUCCAAGGAAGGAUCGAGGUACCAGUGUUGAAGGAAAAACGAGACCGCUUUGGCUUAGGAUUUAAGCUAGAUGCGAAGCAAAAGAAGAAAGAGCUAGAGAAAAGGCAAGAGAUGAGGAGAACGCAUAUCAAUGAUAUGAGCGAUAUUGCCAAUGACUCAGAGAUUCCUUUCGAACAAGACUUGUGUAUAGAGGACACGGAGGAUUUUGAAGAUGACCAAAAUUGUGGCCUAUCUCCUGAUUUGUUAAGAAUAGUAGAACAAGAGGAGAAACAAAUCUUACCUCACAAAGAGUCGGUAGAAAUUGUGAGCUAAGGAGAAGGAAAAGAGGUGAAAAUUGGAGCUAGUAUCGCUGCAGAAACAAAGCGAGGCCUCAUCGAGUUACUCCGAGAAUUCAAGGAUGUCUUUGCCUGGUCAUAUAAAGACAUGCCCGGAUUGAAUACCGAUAUCGUGGUGCAUCGACUCCCUAUAAAGGAAGAAUGCAAGCCAGUUCAACAGAAACUCCGAAGGAUGAGACCCGAUGUUUUGUUGAAAAUAAAAGAAGAGGUCAAGAAGCAGUUCGACGCCGGUUUCUUACAAGUGGUCAAGUACUCAGAAUGGGUGGCCAAUAUAGUCCCAGUUCCUAAGAAAGAUGGGAAGGUACGGAUGUGCGUAGAUUAUAGGGAUCUAAACAAAGCCAGCCCAAAAGAUAACUUUCCGUUGCCUCACAUUGAUACAUUAGUGGAUAACACGGCGGGUUACUCACUUUUCUCGUUUAUGGACGGCUUCUCGGGAUACAACCAAAUAAAGAUGCAUCCGGAAGACAUGGAAAAGACUACAUUCGUAACCAUGUGGAGAACAUUUUGUUAUAAAGUUAUGCCAUUUGGGCUAAAAAACUCGGGAGCAACAUAUCAGAGAGCCAUGGUAACUUUAUUCCAUGAUAUGAUGCACAAGGAGAUCGAAGUUUACGUCGAUGACAUGAUUGCAAAAUCCAGAACAGAAAAUGAGCAUGUGCAGGUCCUGAGGAAACUAUUCUUAAGGUUAAGGAAGUUCCAACUAAAACUCAACCCCGCAAAGUGUACCUUCGGAGCCCAGUUAGGAAAACUGUUGGGAUUUGUGGUCAGUGAAAAAGGAAUUGAGAUCGACCUAGAUAAAGUCAGGGCUAUACAAGAAUUACCUCCACCACGUACUCAAAAAGAAGUUCGAGGUUUCCUAGGAAGGCUGAAUUACAUCGCUCGGUUCAUCUCACAACUGACAGAAAAAUGUGAUCCGAUAUUUCAUCUCCUUAGGAAGCAUAAUCCAGGUGUUUGGGAUGAGGAGUGCCAGAGAACUUUUAACAAGGUCAAGCAUUACCUAUCCAAUGCCCCAGUACUGAUGCCACCUUGUCCGGAUAAACCACUGAUAUUGUACUUGACGGUGUUCGAGAAUUCCAUGGGAUGUGUGCUAGGCCAACAUGACGAGACUGGAAGAAAAAAGGCAAUAUACUAUCUUAGCAAGAAAUUCACUGAAUGUGAAACGAGAUAUUCGCCGAUCGAGAAGUUGUGUUGUGCUUUGAUUUGGACAACCCGAAGACUGAGGCAAUACAUGUUGUACCACACAACUUGGCUCAUCUCAAAACUGGACCCUUUGAAAUACAUGAUGGAAUCAAACGCUUUGAACGGAAGAAUGGCUCGUUGGCAAAUUUUGCUUUCCGAGUUUGACAUAGUCUACGUGAACCAAAAGGCUGUAAAGGGGAGUGCAAUAGCAGAUUUUCUGGCCAGUAGAGCUUUAGAAGAUUAUGAAUUAUUGAGCUUUGACUUCCCGAAUGAAGACCUGAUGUACGUUGCAACCACGGAAUAAGACUCUCAAGAAGGUCACCUGUGGAAAUUGAAUUUUGACGGAGCUUCAAAUGCUGUGGGUAACGGAAUCGGGGCAGUCUUGGUAUCCCCAAACGGAGAUCAUUAUCCUUUCACCAGCAAACUGGAUUUUGAUUACACAAACAAUAUGGCCGAAUAUGAAGCAUGUAUCAUGGGAAUUCGUGCAGCAAUAGAACGUAAGAUUAAAGUGCUAGAGGUAUAUGGGGAUUCUGCAUUAGUGAUCAAUCAGCUUAAAAGGGAAUGAGAGACAAGAGACCCUAAGCUGAUCAAUUAUCGAAGGCUGGUCCUUGAGUUAAUCGAGGAGUUUGACGAUAUCACUUUCUGCUACCUUCCACGAGAUGAAAACCAGAUGGCUGAUGCUUUGGCAACCUUAGCUUCUAUGAUCAAAGUGAACAAGCAAGAGGAUAUGAGGCCUAUCCAAAUGAGCAUUUAUGAGGCUCCGGCUCAUUGCUGCAACAUCAAAGAAGAAGAAGAGAAAGAUGACCAUCCUUGGUAUCAGGAUAUUUUACGAUAUGUGAAGAGUCGUGAAUACCCAGACCAAGCGACUGAGAAUGACAAGAGGACACUAAGAAGGUUGGCCAGUGACUAUGUCUUGGAUGGAGAAAUCCUAUACAGGAGAAGGAAGGAUCAGGUACUCUUAAGAUGUGUAGACGCUAUCGAGGCUAAGCAAAUCCUGGAAGAGGUUCAUGAGGGUGUCUGCGGAACACAUGCUAAUGGUUUCACCCUGGCCAGACAAAUUAUGAGGUUCGGAUAUUAUUGGUCCACCAUGGAAAGAGAUUGCAUCAACUAUGCCAAGAAAUGCCAUAAAUGCCAAAUCUAUGGAGAUAAAAUUCAUGUACCUCCUUCACCCCUUCACGUCAUGACUUCUCCAUGGCCUUUCUCCAUGUGGGGCAUGGAUGUCAUUGGGCCAAUCUCACCAAAGGCAUCUAACAGAUAUCGUUUCAUCUUUGUGGUUAUAGAUUACUUCACCAAAUGGGUAGAGGCCACUUCUUACGCCAACGUCACAAAGUCGGCAGUCAGUAAGUUCUUGAAGAAAGAAAUCAUAUGUCGAUAUGGGAUACCUGAGCGAAUCAUAUCGGACAAUGCACUGAACUUAAACAAUAGCACGAUAGCAGAGGUCUGUAGCCAGUUCAAGAUUAAACAUCAUAACUCGUCACCGUAUCACCCAAAGAUGAAUGGUGCAGUAGAAGCGGCCAAUAAAAAUAUAAAGAAAAUCAUAGGAAAAAUGACUGAGACCUAUAAAGAUUGGCACGAGAAAUUACCAUUUGCCCUGUAUGCCUACCGGACGUCAGUCAAAACAUCUACCGGGGCAACACCAUUCUCUUUAGUUUAUGGAAUGGAGGCGGUUCUACCUAUUGAGGUCGAGAUUCCCUCUCUACGUGUGCUUUCAGAACUAAAGUUAGAUGAAGCAGAAUGGAUCCAGUCUCGAUACGACCAGUUGAACUUGAUUGAGGAAAAGAGGCUAAAGGCUAUCCAUCAUGGUCAAAUGUAUCAAAAGAGAAUGAUGCAGGCUUACAAUAAGAAGGUUCGUCCUAGAGAAUUCCAUGAAGGAGACCUCGUAUUGAAAAAGAUCCUUCCCAUACAAAAAGACUUCAGAGGAAAAUGGAUGCCGAAUUGGGAGGGACCUUAUGUGGUAAAGAAGGCUUUCUCUGGAGGGGCUCUGAUUUUGACCGAGAUGGAUGGUAAAAGCUUGCCUAAUCCCGUGAAUUCAGAUUCGGUCAAGAGGUAUUUUACCUAA